AUGUGCUGCCAGCAUCCGAUUGACUGUGUCGAGUUUGAACCUACUACUGCUUGCCAUGUGUGCACUGCGUGCGGUGAAGUCAUCUCGGACGUCUCGACCUGUGAAGGCUUUGUCGCCGGCCGCGAUAAUGGUCACGAUGAAUUCCAAAAGGAAGGCGCCGAAUUUAUCAACCUCUCGUCCAGUCCCGGCAACGAGCCCACACGUGGGUCCAAGGUGGUGCGCGGUUUGAAGACAGUCUUUGCUUCCUGUGAGCCGUUCGGGUCUGCGCCCCAUGGGCCUGGCGAGGCCUUCAUCGACCGACACGAACGAGAUCUCCAACAAGCGGCUACACAGCAUGGUAUUGACGUUGAGAUGGGCGAACAGUGGCAGAGGCUCUUGGAUGUGACGAAGUUCUUUGCUGAUAGAAGAUAUUCCUACAAUGAGAAGAGGAACCGGUAUUACUUCGGCAGUCCCCAGAAUAUUAAAAUUAGUGUACAUGGUAUAUGUAGUUUCGUUGCGCGUGAACUUGGCUGUGAAUCUCCGAAUCAUCGAGAGCGCUACAUAGACGGCGUCAAUAUGAGCUCGAGGAAGCUAGCCAUGGCCGUGCGACGGAUCGGCUGGGACAUCCGGAAGUAUGCCAAGGAGUCCGGCGAUCUGGCCGUCGGCCCUACAUUCGCUGAGCGCAAGCAGGCCGUUGAUACAGCACCUGUGGUGAAACGCGUGGCAGAAGCUCUUGAUCGAGUACAGAAACGUCCACGUUCCGAUUGA
Molecule: messenger RNA, 747 nt
Organism: Perkinsus marinus ATCC 50983
Lineage: Eukaryota; Perkinsozoa; Perkinsida; Perkinsidae
Exons: 1
Coding region: 1-747 (248 amino acids)
Source: RefSeq, a predicted model, not a curated record